Zychaea mexicana is the source of this 2901-nucleotide messenger RNA. RefSeq lists its product as uncharacterized. Gene Ontology annotation, biological process: COPII-coated vesicle cargo loading; endoplasmic reticulum to Golgi vesicle-mediated transport; intracellular protein transport. The record is from RefSeq and is a predicted model, not a curated record. Gene Ontology annotation, cellular component: COPII vesicle coat; endoplasmic reticulum exit site. The transcript is spliced from 12 exons. Bases 1 to 2901 code for a protein of 966 amino acids. Gene Ontology annotation, molecular function: SNARE binding; zinc ion binding. Lineage: Eukaryota; Fungi; Mucoromycota; Mucoromycetes; Mucorales; Lichtheimiaceae.
AUGCAACAACCACAAGGUCAUCCACAGUUCACACAAGGAUUUGCUCCCGGUCGUCCAGCGCCAUCUCCUCCUAUACCUGCCGGCGCCUCACCAGGCGCACGACCUUUACAGCCAGCCCCUGUGACUCAACAACCGAUCGAUCGAACCAUGUCGCCCAUGACUGCACACCACCACCAGCAGCAACAAGUGCCUGGAACACCUCCGUUACAAAGUCCUGGAUCUAUUGCCACAGGCCCACCUGGAUCACCCACUGUGGGCCAACAGCAACAAACACAACAACAGCACGCAGAACAUCAUCGACGUAAAAGAAUGUAUCCACAACAAAUCACAAAAGCAUACAUGGAUGAACCUGGUGGUUAUGGCGGUGCUGGCGCUGGUUAUGUACAGCAGCAGCAGCAGCAGCAGCAGCCACAAAUGGGCUCACCCGCAAUUGGCACGACUGCUGCACCUGCAUACGGACAAUCUCCAGCUUAUGGCCAGCAACAACAACAACAGCAGCCCCAGCCCCAGCCAAUGCAACAACAAGAUCCUUAUGGAUAUAGUCAAGGUGGUGGUAUGAACAACAUGACAGCACAAUUUGGAAAUAUGAGUAUGGGUGCAUCUGCGUCUCCUAUGCCACAAUCUAUCGCGUUAUCUGGUACACGACCAAAUAUUGCGGAUUUGAAGUCUCCACAGCCGGCUGUUAGAUUACCUUCGAAUACUUCGCUGACGGACUCGCCUUAUGCCAAUUGCGAUCCAUCAUAUAAAUGCAGCACGUUGAAUGCUAUUCCGGCAACGGAACAGUUAUUGAAAAAGUCGAAGUUGCCUCUCGCACUUGUGCUAGCACCAUAUCGAACUGUGAGCGAAGGAGAAGAACCUGUUCCUGUCAUUUCUGAUAGUGUUAUUGCUAGAUGUCGUCGAUGCAGAACAUAUAUCAAUCCAUACGUUACCUUUGUGGAAGGUGGCCAACGCUGGAAGUGCAACAUGUGCUUCCUACUCAACGAUGUCCCAGCCGCGUUUGAUUACGAUGCUGUGAACCAGAAGCCAAUGGAUCGAUGGAAGCGUGCUGAAUUGAAUUAUGGCACUGUCGAGUUUGUGGCACCUACGGAAUAUAUGGUUCGCCCACCACAAGCACCAUCCUAUGUUUUUGUCAUUGAUGUGUCACACUCGGCAAUCCAAUCUGGAAUGCUUGCGACGGCAGCGCGAACGAUCUUGGACUCUCUGGACCGUAUCCCAAACAAGGAAAACAGGACACGCGUAGCCAUUAUAACUGUAGAUAGCUCACUCCAUUUCUACAAUCUCAGCUCGGACACAGGCGAAGCUCAAAUGCUUGUCGUCUCGGAUAUCGACGACGUCUUUAUUCCUCAUCCUGGCAGUUUGCUUGCGAAUCUCACUGAAAACAUGGAAACGAUCAAAGCGUUAUUGGAAAAGCUGCCAGAAAUGUUCAAGGACACAGUCAACGUAAACAAUGCAUUGGGUAGUGCUUUGCAAGCUGCAUACAAAUUGAUGUGCACACAAGGUGGUAAAAUCGUUUGUUUGCAAUCAACUCUUCCUAACACUGGCGUGGGGGCCCUUAAAGGUCGUGAAGAUGUUAAACUCCUGGGAACACCCAAGGAAUCCACGCUGCUCAAUGCUGCUUCGCCUUUCUAUAAAUCAUUCGCAGUUGACUGCUCACGUUCACAAGUCGCUUGUGAUAUGCUCAUUUUUGGUGGACAAUACUCGGAUGUGGCAACGCUAAGCUGCUUGCCUCAUUAUACUGGAGGUCAAACAUACUACUAUCCUGGAUUCAAUGCAGCCCGCACAGAGGAUGCCUUCAAAUUUGCACACGAAUUCUCAGAGCUGUUGGGUGAAGAAAUCGGUUUGGAGGCAGUUAUUCGUAUCCGAGCAUCGCGUGGUCUUCGCAUGAAUGCAUUCCAUGGCAAUUUCUUUAUCCGUUCAACCGAUCUGUUGGCACUGCCCAAUGUACCAAGGAACCAAUCUUACUGUGUGGAAGUGGCCAUUGAGGAUGAUAUCAAGACGCCCACGGUCUGUUUUCAGACGGCAUUGCUACACACAACUUGCCAUGGCGAACGACGUAUCAGAGUUGUUACACUGUGUAUACCGGUAACCACAUCCAUUUCCGAAAUGUACGCCAAUGCAAAUCAACAAGCUAUCGCGGACUAUCUUGCCAACAAAGGAGUCGAGCGUGCAUUAUCUUCCAAACUUGACGAUGCUCGGGAUGCAAUUGUCAAUAAAGUUGCUGACAUAUUCAGUGUUUAUAAAUCACACGUAUUGGGCUCCGGACCUGGAUCUACUCCACAACUGACAGGGCCUAGUAAUCUCAAUUUAUUGCCAUUAUUAGCUCUUUGUUUGAUUAAGCAUGAUGGCUUGCGUCAAAGCUCACAAAUACCAACGGAUCUACGUUCGAAUGCCAUGAAUCUUCUUCGAACGAUGCCUCUACAAUUAUUAUUACCCUAUAUUUAUCCCAACUUAUACUCGUUGCACAACAUGCCGCCCGAGGCCGGCGAAAUUUCAGAGAAUGGCGUAGCGCUCCCACCAGCCUUGAAUCUUACAGUCGAAAACCUCGAGCUCCAUGGUUGCUACUUGUUAGAAAAUGGCCAAAACAUUUUCUUGUGGGUGGGUCGCGGUGUUGUUCCACAGCUAUGCGCUGAUCUUUUCGACGUUAAAUCCUACGAUGGUCUUCGUGGUGGCAAGAUCACCAUGCCAGUAUUGGAAACGCCAAUCAACAAAAAGGUCAACAUGCUUAUUGGCAAAAUACGCGAAAUGCGACGCGGAAACUAUUUUCCAACACUUUAUCUUAUCAAAGAAGAUGGCGAUCCCUAUUUGCGGAUGUGGUUCUUGUCACAUCUCGUGGAAGACAGGACAGAUAAUAUCAUGUCGUACCAACAGUUCCUGCAGCACAUCAAAACUGCUAUUAAUUAA